This is a messenger RNA of Rhodamnia argentea, 1823 nucleotides long. Its product is annotated as 4-coumarate--CoA ligase-like 1. The transcript is spliced from 6 exons. Lineage: Eukaryota; Viridiplantae; Streptophyta; Magnoliopsida; Myrtales; Myrtaceae. Gene Ontology annotation, molecular function: long-chain fatty acid-CoA ligase activity. Gene Ontology annotation, biological process: fatty-acyl-CoA biosynthetic process. Bases 69 to 1745 code for a protein of 558 amino acids. The record is from RefSeq and is a predicted model, not a curated record.
AAACUCGUGUUUCUCGUUCCCUAUAAUUAACUCAGAUCACUACUCCCUACCCAGUGGGCACAUCCGCAAUGGGCACUAACAUCGAGAGCGGGGCGCAUGGCGAAGAGCAUGUCUUCAGGAGCCGGUACCCUGCAGUCCCUAUCCCGAACUCCACCCUUCCGGAUUUCGUUCUCCACGGCGCCGAGCUAUAUGCCGACAAGGUGGCGUUUGUGGACUCCAUGUCGGGGCGAUCCUACACUUACGCCGAGGUGGUUAGGGACACCAGGAGGUUCGCCAGAGCGUUAAGGUCGCUCGGCCUGAGGAAGGGGAGGGUGGUGAUCGUGGUGCUGCCCAAUGUUGCCGAGUACGGAAUCGUCACUCUCGGAAUAAUGACUGCUGGUGGUGUGUUCUCGGGCGCCAACCCGACGAUGCACGCUUCGGAAAUUAAGAAGCAGGUGGAGGCUGCCGACGCCAAGCUGAUCGUGACGGAUGGACCGAAUUACGAAAAGGUAAAAAGCUUUGGCCUUCCCGUCAUCAUGCUGGGCGGAGAGCAAAUAGAUACGGCCACGAACUGGGACGAUUUGCUCAAAGCAGGAGACCGGGCAAGCAUCAGUACAGUAGAAGAGGAUGUCGACCCAAACGAUCUGUGCGCCCUCCCUUUCUCUUCGGGCACCACGGGGGUCUCCAAAGGCGUGAUGCUGACUCACCGGAACUUGGUGGCUAACUUGUGCUCCACGCUCUUCAGCGUUCCGCCCGAAAUGGUCGGUCACGUCACGAUACUCGGCCUGAUCCCGUUCUUUCACAUAUACGGCAUCACCGGAAUCUGCUGUGCCAGCCUCAGGAAUAAGGGGAAGGUCGUGGUCAUUAAUCGGUUCGAUCUCCGGGGCUUCCUCAAUGCUCUCAUCGCACACGAAGUCAAUUUCGCGCCGAUCGUACCUCCGAUUAUAUUGUCUCUGGUAAAGGACCCGAUAGUGGACGAGUUCGAUCUCAGCAAGCUCAAGCUCAGCGCCAUAAUGACUGCAGCGGCCCCACUAGCACCGGAAAUUCUCUCUGCCUUCGAGAACAAGUUCCCCGGAGUCCAGGUUCAAGAGGCAUAUGGGCUAACCGAGCACAGCUGCAUAACGCUUACCCACGGCGCCCCGGGAGAAGAUCACAGCAUCGCGAAGAAAAAUUCGGUGGGGUUUGUCCUCCCGAAUUUGGAAAUCAAGUUCAUCGAUCCGGAGAACGGCCAGUCCUUGCCUAAGAACACGCCUGGGGAGUUAUGCGUCCGGAGCCAAUGCGUGAUGCGAGGUUACUACAAGAACGAGGAAGAGACGUCAAGGACCAUAGACAAGGACGGGUGGCUCCACACUGGCGACGUAGGGUACAUUGACGGCGACGGAGAUGUUUUCAUCGUCGAUCGCAUCAAGGAACUGAUCAAGUACAAGGGUUUCCAAGUCGCUCCGGCCGAGCUGGAGGCGAUUCUCCUUACUCAUUCCUCCGUCGACGACGCGGCAGUAGUUCCGCUUCCCGACGAAGAGGCGGGAGAAAUCCCGGCGGCAUGCGUCGUGCUGAACCCCGGCGCCAAGGAGAGCGAGGACGACAUAAUCGACUACGUCGCUGCCAACGUAGCAGGCUACAAGAGGGUGAGGGCGGUGCAGUUCGUGGACGGCAUCCCGAAAUCUCCCUCGGGGAAGAUCCUGAGGAGGGUCCUGAGGGACAAGAUGAUGCAGCACAUGAAGAUGAAGACGAAGAUCAAGACAAGGGCAGCACCAAUCGCGAUCUGAAAACGACUCCUUGCCCUUCCAUCGCCAAAGCCCCUGUCGUUUACCCUGUCAUCCAAGAAUCUCCGCCUUUUACUCUCU